Messenger RNA from Cetraspora pellucida, 819 nucleotides. NCBI's taxonomy places the organism in Eukaryota, Fungi, Glomeromycota, Glomeromycetes, Diversisporales, Gigasporaceae. The record is from the annotation of a GenBank genome assembly.
GUAAUCCUUUCAGUCGUGUUGCCUACUGGUCAAGACUUAGCAAAAAUAUCACCGUUUUCUAACGUUGAAAUUGGGCAAUAUAAUCAAAAUAAUAAUGUUGUUAAUGAUUUGGUUAAAAUUGUUACCGACAAUUCGUUCGAUGGUAUUGAUAUUGAUUAUCCUAAUAUGCUUCCAUGCUAUCCAUCGCAAGGGACGCAAGGACAAAAUUUUAGUACUAAUAAUUUAAAUCCUGUUUUCAUAUCUCUUAUUGCUGAUUUAUCAAGCAAAUUAAAACAAUCUAAUAACAGUGACAAGUCUACGAAUGCUGGAAUAAAUGAUAUUCAAAAAAUUUUUGAUGCUUGGAAUAGUUAUGUCAGUAAAUCAAAACUCGUUUUGGGAAUCGAUUUUGGUGGUAUUGUUGAAGUUGUCAUUUCAAGUAACAUUACAGCGGAUACCAAUAAUCAAAACCUGAAGAUUGUAAAUGUUACAACUGCUCAAUUUUCAUUUGCUGAUGAACGAUUCAAGAUCCAUGCGGACUUUCAGUAUAUGCAUCUUGGUCGUGAACCAAAUACGCCUACAUCUAAUUAUACACCUUUGUCCAAUGUAGGUGCAAUAGUGAGUGGUGUAAUAGGCUCCUUUAUUUUUGUUAACGUAAUAAUGGCAGCUGGCUUUAUAUUAUAUCGAAGAAAAUACAGUGCAGGAAUUCCAGAUCUACUCGUAGACACAAAUAAUCAGGCAUGCUCUGAUACAAAUCGUCAUGUUUACUCUGAUAUAAAUUGUCAAGUUCGCUCAGAUACUUAUAGUCGAAUCUACUCGGAUACAAAUCAUAAGGUUUCCUAA